Messenger RNA from Sparassis crispa, 378 nucleotides. RefSeq lists its product as hypothetical. The record is from RefSeq and is a predicted model, not a curated record. The coding region runs from base 1 to 378 and encodes 125 amino acids. NCBI's taxonomy places the organism in Eukaryota, Fungi, Basidiomycota, Agaricomycetes, Polyporales, Sparassidaceae. The transcript is spliced from 3 exons.
AUGGCUCCUACUCUUGGAGAACCGCGCGAAUCCCCCAAACCGCAGCCGUUGGGCAACUUUCCUCUGAUAUUCCUCUUCACAACUUGCACAUGUUGUGUCCUAUUCUUGCUAUGGAGGAGAGCUUCGUCGUUGCGGACUGUAGUGGCUCAUCGAUUGAACACUUGGUCUCGUAGGGAAGGCAACAUUCGUCUUUCAAUAGACGACGGUCCUUCCUCUCGGGAGUUCCUGGACGAUGAUUAUGAUGAAGAUCGCGAGAGUUUGAAUGACGAUGAACCAUUGGCGUAUACCGCAGAGCGGUUGGAGAUGGGUCAUGGUACCUCGGGAGGGGUAAGUGCAGCCGCGGACGACGUUCCUCCUCCUCUACCCCCAAAGACUUGA